AUGGAUGUCCUCAUUACAAACCCUAGGAUUUUACUGAAGCCCCCAGACCAUCCAACCAAUCAGCUUAUAAAGGCUACUCAAGAGUUGGGUCAGCAGGCAAUCCAAAUGAGUGGUCAAGCUGAAGAAGCUUCGACAAGCAGAGGGAUAUAUCAAGACAUGUCUGGACAUAUGAAGGAAGAAGAUAGAGCAUCUACUUUCACAAUUGAUCCACAGUAUCAUAGCAUGAAAUUUUCGGAGUUGAAAGAAGAGCAGCUCGAUGCAGUUUGCUUCAACGGCCAAUACGGGAAAGCGCAUAUACUGCAAUUGCAGAAAUUGAAAAGCAUGAUCGAAGGCAUAGACAAAGCAAAGAAAUCUUGGCAGGAUAUUUAUCUGAAAUCCUACGGAAGCAAAGAGAAAUUUGAUGAGGACCGGGCCAAAACUGAACACUUAUCGGAUGUGAUUCGAGGCAUAUUGGCAGAUGUUUAUGACAAGAGGAAUGCAAACCGUGAGGAGUAUGAAUGGUGUCAAAGAAAGCUAUUCGAUAUUUGUCCCGGAAUGGAGGAGCCAGGGAGCCACCAGAGCAGCUUCAUAGGAUCCGCAAAAGCAGACAGAUCGUCCAAGCCUGGAAGCCAUCAGCUAGGAUACCCUCUGAGACGGAUCCGGGUUUGUCUUCGGAACAGGUCUGCAACAAAGCAGGAACGGAUCCUGUUAGAUCUGGGCAGGGCCGAACAAGCGGGCUUCACAUUCUCCCAGGAGGUCAUCAGCUUGGCCGAGAAGAUUGCUGGCUUGGCUCAGCUCAUUGUGGAUCCCGCAAACAAUGUGCUGCUUUCAAGCGGAGAAAGGAAGCUUUUGAAGAGAUUAGAAAGUCACACACUUUCGCUUAGAAGACAAGACCAUUUAAUCAGGAUGGGUGAUAGGUUUCAAGAGCUCCAAAAACAAGACACUUUGUUGGGGUUGACUGACCCCGAUGAUUUGGGACUGAUUCUUGAGACACUCAAAGAGUUGCAUUCCAGGGAAAGAAACAGUCCAUUCUGGACGGAUGAGGAUGAGAAGUUGGCCAAGGCCUUGAAGAUGAUAAGCAAAGAUUGCGGAACAAAUCAAUGGAAAUCACAACAGAUUGUGACAGAGAUCAGAAAUCAGAAGGCUUACAAGGUAUUGAGAGGCAAAGGAGUGGCCACAUUGACUCUAGAGGAUGUUCAGCUCUGCAGAAAAUUGUCAAAAAAUUUACAAAAUUAUCACAAAUCUUAUCAACUUGAUAAGGUUGAUGAGUUGACAGAAGAAGAGACGAUUAAGGUUAAAGACUUGGCAAAGCAAUAUUAUUGGAUGAAAGAGAAGUUUUGGGAACCUAAGAACUAUGAUCCAAUAGGGACUGCAAUCAAAGCGAUGGAGAAUGAGGUCUCAUCCGUAGAGGAACUAUCCCUCCGAUUUUUGAGAACAAAAGAAACACUCGAUUCAAGCCAAAAGAUCCUCUCGAAAAAGUUGGAAAGGGGAAUUCCCAUCAUACGGCUCCAAGAAGAUACAGCCACAAACACUGAAAGAGGAGUCUAUGAAAACGAAAUGAAACUGCCUGACAAUAGAAAGAUAAAGAGAGUCAAGAAAGCGCUCCAAUCAGCAGACGAUCUGAGACUGAUUGAACGGUACACUGAAGCUGAUUUGGCCAGACUGUUUGAGGAGACGGUUUAUUCCACCCCUCUGUCGGAGUUUUGGAUCUGGGGGAACCAGAGACACAAGCCUUCGAUCAUCUAUCCAGAGCUCCACAGCCUGUUGUCGCUUGCGGAAUCAAGCGUCUUGUCGUUCGAGGAGAGAUGCAAAGUGGUGAUUUAUUCUGGAAAGAUCAAGGCAAAACUCUAUUGGGAAGCUGACGCGCCGCCUGUGACGGUGGAAAGCUUGGCUCUAAAGCGACUCAAGUUCCUCCAUUCUCAGAAUAUGAGGACCCUUGAUGCCCAUGAAAAUCUGAUCUAUGCCAGCUUGAAUGGAGGCCUUUUCGGAGAAAUAUGGCACUUGAAAUCCAAACUCAAAAUCAAGUCUUUGGCCCUAGAAGAACUGUUAGUCCAAGCCUGUAAACCGACGAUUGAAGACCAAAAGCUGGCAUUGAAGCUAUCGGGCCCAAAUGUUUUCUUGAGUGAACUGAAUCACUCUGAAUGGGCAACUAUCGUUUAUCUUCUACCCGAUGAGAUUAUGAAGCUGGGACGUCUUUGCAGUACCCCGAGUCCAGAAGAUGCUAAUGGGAAAGACACAACACAGCCACACAACAUACCCUCUUCCAACCUGCAAUCGAGUCCAUCAGAUCCUCUGCUUGAAAAAAACGAUCAUGCAAGCUUCUUCAAGAAUGACCGAUUUUCCCAGACACUGGUGCUGAUCCAGAACGCGUCGGACCGCAUGAAUCUCAAGCCCAAGGCGACGACGUUUGAAGACUCAAAUCCAGCAGCCUUUCUGCUCGAGGAAUCUGAAAAAGAGGCGUCAAACCUCGCGAAAUAUAGCACUUAUGCGGCAAAGAUCCUCGAUUUACACGCGAAACUCAAGAGCAAAGUGGCCCGAACAAAGAUCAGUGAGAGUGGUCGGACAUUCUGAGAAUCGUGUGUUUCUAUAAUCCUAUAAGGAUGUUUUCUUUUUGAAGCAAAUUUCGAUCUGACCUUUGGGAGGGAACUCAUUGAGGAUGUAACUCAGGGAGAAUCCGAACUGGUUUUCUGAUGCUUCAGCAUAAUAUCUGAAAACCAUGUAUGCAUGAUUCUGUUUGUGUUUCUGUAACGUUUCAGAUUCUAACCUUUUAUUUUCUCUUUAGUUGUCGAUUUCAUUGGUAAGAUAUUGAAAUCUUUAGUUACUUAUUUGUUAGUUUAGUUGUUAUCAUGAUCUUUAAUUAAGGAUC
Molecule: messenger RNA, 2845 nt
Organism: Puccinia graminis f. sp. tritici CRL 75-36-700-3
Lineage: Eukaryota; Fungi; Basidiomycota; Pucciniomycetes; Pucciniales; Pucciniaceae
Exons: 1
Coding region: 1-2550 (849 amino acids)
Source: RefSeq, a predicted model, not a curated record